This is a messenger RNA of Suhomyces tanzawaensis NRRL Y-17324, 993 nucleotides long. RefSeq names its product GroES-like protein. The transcript has a single exon. Lineage: Eukaryota; Fungi; Ascomycota; Pichiomycetes; Serinales; Debaryomycetaceae. Bases 1 to 993 code for a protein of 330 amino acids. Gene Ontology annotation, molecular function: oxidoreductase activity. The record is from RefSeq and is a predicted model, not a curated record.
AUGUCGAAACAAGUCAAAGCUGUCACUAUUAAGCGGGGAUCUAAAGUCCCCGAGUACAAGCAAGUGGAGCUCCGAGCCCCUGAAGCCGACGAGGUGGUUGUGAAAGUGAUUGCCGCUGGAUUCAGUCACCUCGUACGAGGCAGGGCGCUAGGCACCCAUUACUCGCUGGUGGUGUCUGCUGAGGAGAAGGCAGUGGGUGUGGACGGUGUUGGAUAUGUCGAGGAUGAAUUGGUGUUCUUCACCACCUUCUUUCCGGAGGGCGGUUCGUAUGGCCAGUACAUUGUCACCAAGAAGAACCAGGUGUACCCAUUACCUAAGGACGCAGAUGAGACAUCAAUCGCACGGGUGGCAGCUUUGGCCAACGGACUCAUGUCGUCGGUGCUCCCGUUGGGAGGUAGAGUGCCCAACUUGAAGGAAGGCGCCACUAUUGUCAUCCUUGGUGUGACAGGAACUGCAGGCCAGUUGGCCAUCCAGGCUGCUAAACUCGGCUACAAAGCUGCCAAGGUGAUUGGGAUCGCUAGAUCUACCAAGAAGUUGCAGGAGCUUCAGGCAUCGCAGCCUCUUCUUGAUGAGAUCAUUGGCUUGGACAGUGACGACAGCGAUAUAGUCAAGUUGGAUGCGUUGGGCGAGGUGGACGUGGUACUUGACUACCUCUGGGGCCCUCCAGCUACCCGGAUUCUUAACAUUGCCCUCACCACGAAGAAAGUUCCCAGCGAUGCGUUGCAUUGGGUGCAAAUUGGCCAGAUUUCUGGUGAUGCUCAGAUCCCGGUCACUGCUGCGUUUCUUCGAGGGAACAACUUCCAGAUCCUUGGAAGCGGGCUAGGGCCCUUGAAGCAGGACGAGCAGUCUAGGCUUUUGGCGAAGACAGUUGAAUUGCUUUCUAAGGGCACGGUUACUGCCCCAUUUGCGUCUGCCAAACUCAGCAAUAUAGCUCAGGAAUGGGACAGUGAGUGGGACUCUCAGAUCAGAAAGUAUUUCGUGGUCGAGCAUUAG